AUGCCACUACCCAACACACGCGCACCCGUCCUCCUCCUCCGCGCCCCAAACGGUUCUCCAGACCCCUACGAAGCAGCACUCACCGAAUCCGGCUAUCGUCCGUUCUCGGUCCCUGUGCUCGAAACUGUGCUUGUCAAUGGUGAGGAGCUCAGGGGGAUCUUGAAGGAUGGACCAAGUGGAGGCAAUGGUGGUGACAAAGAGGGGGAGAGGAGAGGAGGGUACGGAGGUGUCAUCGUGACGAGCUCGAGGGCGGCGGAGGCUUGGGGGAAGGCCGUCGAGGAGAUCGCGAAUGAGGUGGGCAGUGAGAGUGAGAUCGGUGCAUCAGCAGCCCCCUCAUGGGCCACAACGCCCUUCUACGCCGUCGGCCCCUCCACAGCCUUCGCCCUCUCCUCCAUCUCCUCCUCUCACCCCUCCCCCACCACCAUCGCCCACCUCUGUCCCACCGACAUCCGAGGGGCCUACGAAUCCGGCACCGCAGAGAAACUAGCGCAUUUCAUACUCCACGACAUCCCCGAGUCCAAACGGCAACAUGGCAAGAGACUACUGUAUUUGACGGGCGACAAGAAUAGGGAGACGUUGCCUGAGAUAUUGAGAGAGGGAGGGUUGGGAUUGGGGAGUUGUAAGGUCUAUGAGACGAGGGGGUCGAGUCGGUUCGAGAAGGAGUUGGGGGAGGUGGUUAGGGGCGUUGAUGUCGAACCAGAUAAACCAUGGUGGAUAACAUACUUCGCGCCCUCCGCCGCAGCCUACGUAACACCGUCCAUCCGCUCCCUUUUUUCCCUCCCUUCUACCACCACCACUUCUUCUUCCUCAUCUUCCUUGACCUCGCCCCCUGCACCAUCAUCAUCUCCACCAGCCCCCACCCCGAAAUGCACAGCACGAAUAGCCGCGAUCGGACCCACGACCGCCGAUUUCCUAAGAGAAGAACUGAAACUAGAAGUCGAGGUCGUGCCACACAAACCUGGGGCUGCGACGCUGUGUAAGGCGAUAGCGCAGGCGGAGGGAGAGGGCCCUGGGGAUGCGUGAGCGUUUUAUUCUAUUCUAUUUGGGAUACGUAUUAUUGGGGAAUUAUGCGGACGAUUGAUUUAUUGUGGGGUAUAUGUCGUGAUAUAGGGGUUAGGACUAGGGGUUGGAUUGGAGGUGGGUGGGUAAGUCUGUCUGUCGGCGGGAUGAGGAUGGUUGAGCGUGGACAUGGGACGGAGAGCUAGUAGUAGUACGGAUGUUAGAGUGGUUCUAAGUAUUCACGACCGUGGCUUGACAUCGAAUACACGCUAUUUUGC
Messenger RNA from Stereum hirsutum FP-91666 SS1, 1277 nucleotides. Its product is annotated as tetrapyrrole biosynthesis uroporphyrinogen III synthase. Gene Ontology annotation, molecular function: uroporphyrinogen-III synthase activity. Gene Ontology annotation, biological process: uroporphyrinogen III biosynthetic process. The record is from RefSeq and is a predicted model, not a curated record. The transcript has 3 exons. NCBI's taxonomy places the organism in Eukaryota, Fungi, Basidiomycota, Agaricomycetes, Russulales, Stereaceae. The coding region runs from base 1 to 1023 and encodes 340 amino acids.